Molecule: messenger RNA, 2000 nt
Organism: Topomyia yanbarensis
Lineage: Eukaryota; Metazoa; Arthropoda; Insecta; Diptera; Culicidae
Product: protein transport protein Sec61 subunit alpha
Exons: 2
Coding region: 188-1618 (476 amino acids)
Biological process (GO): SRP-dependent cotranslational protein targeting to membrane, translocation; post-translational protein targeting to membrane, translocation
Cellular component (GO): membrane; Sec61 translocon complex
Molecular function (GO): transmembrane protein transporter activity; signal sequence receptor activity; ribosome binding
Source: RefSeq, a predicted model, not a curated record
UCAAGUGACAGUUUUGUCGUGUCGUGUCACACUUUUCAGUGAAAGCGGUUUGUUGUUACGAUAGUUGUACCUGUAGAUGGUGGUAAACCCGUGAAAAGUUAAUCAGCAGGAUAUUUAAAGGAAAAAUAUCCUUUUGAACCGCGUUUUUUGCGAGGAAUUAAAAUCGAUUAAUCGGCAAGCGAUCACGAUGGGAAUAAAAUUUCUCGAGGUGAUAAAACCUUUCUGCAGUAUUCUACCGGAGAUAGCGAAACCAGAACGAAAGAUCCAAUUUAGAGAGAAGGUACUAUGGACGGCCAUCACACUAUUCAUAUUCCUGGUCUGCUGUCAAAUCCCACUUUUUGGCAUAAUGAGCUCCGAUUCAGCCGAUCCCUUUUACUGGAUUCGUGUCAUUUUGGCGUCGAACCGAGGUACCCUUAUGGAAUUGGGUAUUUCUCCGAUUGUUACAUCUGGAUUGAUUAUGCAGCUACUAGCUGGCGCUAAAAUCAUUGAAGUGGGUGAUACUCCGAAAGACCGAGCUUUGUUCAAUGGAGCACAAAAAUUGUUUGGAAUGGUUAUAACAGUGGGACAAGCGAUUGUCUACGUCAUGACCGGAAUGUAUGGGGAUCCAGCGGAGAUAGGAGCCGGCGUUUGUCUGCUGAUCAUUAUCCAGUUAUUUGUAGCUGGAUUGAUUGUGUUGUUAUUGGAUGAACUACUUCAGAAAGGAUACGGAUUGGGAUCAGGAAUUUCAUUGUUCAUUGCAACUAACAUUUGCGAAACCAUUGUUUGGAAGGCGUUCUCUCCCGCUACUGUUAAUACGGGUCGUGGUACUGAAUUCGAAGGAGCCGUCAUUGCUCUGUUCCAUCUGCUGGCCACACGGCAGGACAAAGUGCGCGGGCUGCGAGAAGCAUUCUAUCGUCAGAACCUACCAAAUUUGAUGAACCUUCUGGCAACCGUUCUUGUGUUUGCCGUAGUGAUAUACUUCCAGGGCUUCCGCGUGGAUCUGCCAAUCAAAUCUGCUCGGUAUCGUGGCCAGUACAGCAGUUAUCCAAUUAAAUUAUUCUACACAUCCAAUAUCCCAAUCAUUCUACAAUCAGCUCUUGUUUCCAACCUGUACGUGAUAUCGCAAAUGCUCGCAGUUAAAUUUCAUGGUAACUUCUUGAUCAACAUGCUUGGUGUGUGGGCUGAUGUUGGAGGUGGUGGCCCAGCUCGUUCCUAUCCGAUUGGUGGUCUGUGCUAUUAUCUCUCACCACCUGAAUCGCUAGGACACAUCGUUUCCGAUCCGAUUCAUGCUGUGCUUUAUAUCGUAUUUAUGUUGGGUUCGUGCGCAUUCUUCUCCAAGACGUGGAUCGACGUUUCCGGCAGUUCAGCUAAAGAUGUUGCCAAACAACUUAAGGAGCAGCAGAUGGUGAUGCGUGGUCAUCGUGAGAAUUCAAUGAUUCAUGAACUGAACAGAUAUAUUCCGACGGCGGCCGCAUUUGGUGGCCUUUGCAUCGGUGCUCUAUCCGUGAUAGCGGAUUUCAUGGGUGCCAUCGGUUCUGGAACCGGUAUUCUGCUAGCCGUUACAAUCAUCUACCAGUACUUCGAGAUCUUCGUCAAGGAGCAGAGCGAGAUGGGUGGAAUGGGAACGCUGCUAUUCUAAGUCGGGCGCGGUGCAGCAUCUCUCGAGAGAUGAUCUUUUACUAUUUGCUUAAGUUAAGCGCAUUUGGUGAAAUGUGAUUGAAAAACGAUAUCGCCGGGGCAAAUCACUACAAUUUACGGAAGUAAAGAAGUAAAUUGUAAUUUGAUUUGAGGGAAGAAGACACUAGAACAAGUUACGUGCAUUAAUGCUAUCUGCUGAACCGGGCAAGCAUAAGCAGGCUUUGUUUUGCAAGGAAUGUGAGACAACUUUUCAACUGAAAACCAGAAAUAAUUGUUUACUUAUAAUUUUAAUUCAUUCCUUAUAAAAAAUUAUACAAAUAUGUACUAGAACGCGAUAGCGCAAAUGAUGUCAAUAAAAAUGUGUAGAAAAAUAUAAACAAAGA